AUGCCUCGAAAACUCUCUACUAUCAUGAAGCAGGAGCAUAAUGACGUGGGAGUGCAGUGGACGGGAUUAAGUCCCUUCCACGGGCCGGUGGAAGCCAUGGGGCAUAUGGGGCAUGUUGGCAAGCAGGCAUGUUGGCAAGCAGGCAUGUUGGCAAGCAGGCACGUUGGAAAGCAGGCAUGUUGGCAAGCAGGCAUGUUGGCAAGCAGGCAUGUUGGCAAGCAGGCAUGUUGGCAAGCAGGCAUGUUGGCAAGCAGGCAUGUUGGCAAGCAGACAUGUUGGCAAGCAGGCAUGUUGGCAAGCAGGCAUGUUGGCAAGCAGGCAUGUUGGCAAGCAGGCAUGUUGGCAAGCACGAGCUAA
Closterium sp. Naga37s-1 is the source of this 357-nucleotide messenger RNA. The record is from the annotation of a GenBank genome assembly. NCBI's taxonomy places the organism in Eukaryota, Viridiplantae, Streptophyta, Zygnematophyceae, Desmidiales, Closteriaceae.